AUGAACGAGAAUGAAAGACAGAAAUAUGAGGAGCAAUCCAAGCAAUUGCGCGCUGAUUUGAAGCGAUUCGAAGUGGACUGGGCAAGUCGCAAUGGCGGCACCAAGCCACGUCGCGAGGACAUCAAGCAGAACCCAGAUAUAGCUCAGAAGUACAAGAAGUAUAAUCAAGUUCGAGAUAUCCUCGCCGGAAAGAUCCAACCUCCAAAAGAAUCAACAUCAUCUCGGAAGCGCGUGCCAGAAGAAAGUUUUGCCGAGACACCUUCAAAACGGUCAAAGCCCGUCGAGACACCCUCUCACCUACGCGAACGAAUCAUAGACCCAGAGUUAUUCGCCACGCCAUCUACUACGCGAAAGCUAUUUAGUCCAGCUGUACCCACUUCAAUUGGGCCUACUCCGCAUAGAGAUGGACGAAUAUUAGGUUUAUUUGAUCUAAUGGAUGAAAAUGAGGAGAAUACGCCGUCAAAAGGCCCGCCCAGCCGAUCUUUACAAGAUGGCAAGAUACAUGCUACCCCUAGCAAGAGAACUGGUCAGGCGGAGAACGACAAUACAGCACAACUAGGCCGAACUCCGGUAUCUUCAAGUAAGCGUGGCGUGCUCUUUAAGACUCCCUCGAAGCGACAAGGAGACAAUACCGCUCUAGGUAGAACGCCGACUUCGGUUAGCAAGUUGCAACUGUCUACCCCAUCCUUUCUCAGAAGGGUUCCUUUGGCGACAGUUGAUGAGAAUGGCGAUUAUAUAUCCCCUGCACCCCUGCGUCUACCACGCAAGCCACUCGGUCGCAGUCUAAGCAGCGUAGUAGCCAGUCUACGGAAGCUGGAGGAAGAGGCCCUUGAUGAUGACCUUGAAGCCCUGCAUGAUAUGGAAAACGAUGCGGAUCCUUCAAUCGCCCCGAAACCUGCGAAACCCGCUAAACCCGCCAUGCCAAGCGACACUAUUCUUGAGCCUGACAGUCAAGGACAACUUCUUGGUGGAUUUGAUGACGAGGGUCUCUACGACAGCCCAACAGAAGACAACGUGGGUCGUGAUGGGCGGCCGCUGAGGAUCUAUAAGAAAAAGGGACAGAAACGUACUACGAAACGGGUGAAUAUGAAGCCAACCCGGACCAAGAGACCCCAGAAAUCUACGGGAGAACACCCUGAUUCUGAUUCCGAGGUUGUCGUACCCGAGACACAGGUCAACGCUACGAAGGCUGAUCAUGAACAACCACUGGAUUUGGGAUCUGACUCAGAAUUCGAUCCUGUAGAAGAAGGCGAGGAGGAUGUGGAGCCUAAGCAGAAGAGUAAGGCUGGAAAGACCAAGAAGGUGGACAAAAAGGCAGACAAGGAGGAGGGCCCGGUACGAAAGGCGACCAGGAAGGUUAAUGAGCUAGCACACGCGAACUUCAAGAGGUUGAAGUUGAGGAACUAUGGAGCAAAGGGACCGGUGGCCGGAAGUAGAUUCCGACGCCGCAGAUGA
Molecule: messenger RNA, 1455 nt
Organism: Annulohypoxylon maeteangense
Lineage: Eukaryota; Fungi; Ascomycota; Sordariomycetes; Xylariales; Hypoxylaceae
Product: DNA replication/checkpoint protein
Exons: 2
Coding region: 1-1455 (484 amino acids)
Biological process (GO): mitotic DNA replication preinitiation complex assembly; DNA replication; double-strand break repair via break-induced replication
Cellular component (GO): DNA replication preinitiation complex
Molecular function (GO): single-stranded DNA binding; DNA replication origin binding
Source: RefSeq, a predicted model, not a curated record